AUGACAAGAUUAAAUAAUUUUAUAUUUUCAGAUUUAUUAAUAUUUCUUUUAAAAGAUUUAAAUAUUAAAGAAAUUCUUAAUUAUUCAUUAAUAUCAAAACAAACAUUUAAAAUAAUACAAAAUAUUUUAACAUUUAAUAGUAAAGAAAUAAAUUUGAUCAUAUCAUAUGAAUCAUUUAUAUCAUAUAUUUUUAAUGAUAAUCAUUACGAAAAUAAUAAUAAUAAUAAUAAUGAUAGUAUUAAAUUAAUAAAUUAUAAAAAUAUUGAAUAUAUUAUAUGUAAAACUGAAAAAGAUCAAAUUUACCCAAUUCUACCAACAGAAAUCAAAGAAAAAUGUAAAAAUUUAAAAAGAAUUCAUUUUAUGAAUCUAAUAGAUUCAAUGUACUAUACUGGAUCAAUUUAUUCAAAUUCCCAUGUACACGAACAACAUAAACCAAUUCAAUAUAGUUUUGAAAGAGUAAGAUUAAUGUGGGAACUUGGACAUCGUCCUGGUCCUCCAAUAUCAAAUAAAAAAGAAUUAUCAGAGUAUAGUUAUGAACAACAUCAAAUCUAUCAAUAUUCAUUUCAAAUUCUUCAGCAUUAUAAACCAACCAAAAUGUAUUUAAUUUCAAAUGAUGAUGAUUAUGGUUUUGAUUUAUUAAGAAUUAAUAAUAUACUAAAUGAAAGUUCAUCAUCAUCAUCAUCCUCCUCCUCCUCUUCUUCUUUUACUGGUAAUUAUAAUCAAAAUAAUUUACCAUUUUCAACAAAGACAAUUAAAUUUUCAAAUCAAAAUACACCAUGUUCAUUUAUUAAAUGUUUAUUAGACAAUUCAGAAAAUAAUUAUGAUAAUAUUAAAUCAAUUAGUAUUAGAUUAUGUAAUGUUGAUGAAGAAGAUACUAAAAUUAAAGAUGAACCAAUUUCUAAUCAACUAUUUUUAAAAACAUUUUCAAAUUUAUCAAAAAACAAAUCAAUAAAAAGAUUAUUAUUUUAUCCAAGACUUCCAGAACCUGAUGAAAAGGAAAUUGAUUUCUUGGAAAACCUAAUCCAUUGUUUAAAAGGUAAUAAACAUAUCAAUACUUUAGGUUUAGUAAAUUAUAACAUUGAAAAUGAUAAUGAUUUAUCAAUAUUAAAUCAAUUAAUUGAUACAACAUCAUUUCCAAUUAUAAAUACACUAUAUUGUAAUAGUGAAUCAAUAGAGAAAAUUUCAUUACAUUUAAAUAGAAAUGAAAAUAUAAAUACUUUAAAAAUUCAUAUUUCAAAUUAUAUCCCUUUUAAAGAAUUUGAAAACUUUUUAAUUUCAAAUCAAUCAAAACAUUUAAAAACUAUAAAAAUAUUAUACAAUUGUUAUUUUUCAUUUGAAAAAGAAAUUGACCAAUUCAAAGAAAUAUUCUUAAAAAAUAAUAAAAAUUUAAAUUUAAAAAAUUUAUUCUUAAGAAAAAAUUAA
This is a messenger RNA of Dictyostelium discoideum AX4, 1422 nucleotides long. RefSeq lists its product as hypothetical. NCBI's taxonomy places the organism in Eukaryota, Evosea, Eumycetozoa, Dictyosteliales, Dictyosteliaceae. The coding region runs from base 1 to 1422 and encodes 473 amino acids. The transcript has a single exon. The record is from RefSeq and is a predicted model, not a curated record.